Rotaria sp. Silwood2 is the source of this 1254-nucleotide messenger RNA. The record is from the annotation of a GenBank genome assembly. NCBI's taxonomy places the organism in Eukaryota, Metazoa, Rotifera, Eurotatoria, Philodinida, Philodinidae.
AUGGCAUCAGCAACACCUUGUGGCCUUAUUCUCCUAGGUAACAGUGGUGUAGGGAAAAGUUUUUUAGCUAAUCGCUUAUUAGAUGAUGAUAACGCAUUUGAAAGCAAAUUUUCUGCGAAAUCUGUCACUCGUUAUACCGAAUGGAAAGACAUGCCAGUGGCUAUUGAAAAUCGUAUCUAUUCAGUGGCGAAUAUUCCUGGCUUGGUUGAAGCAAAUCAAAGGUUGGUAGAUGAAAAUCGUCAUGAGAUCAUGAAAGCUUUCGAACAAUGUCCUUUCUCUAUCGUUAUUUUUGUUUUUGGUCACAAGAAUGGACGAAUACCCGAUGAAGACUUGGUGGCUUUUACUCGCAUUAAUAACGCUUACGAAUUUUCUCCUCGAUCGUUGUUGAUCAUUGUCAAUGGAAUUCCGUCUGAUAGACCAGAUGACUAUGAAACACGAACAGCAUACUUACUUCAUGAACUCACUCAUGUAGAUGUGAAUCACAUAUAUUUUAUAGAGAAAACAACAUCGGAAGAAAGUAAAAAGUUUAUCCAUAAAAUUCUACAUAAGGCAUUGACAACAUGUGAACCUAGUCAUCAGACAAAAAAGCAGGAUAUUGUACUUAUAACAGAUGAAAUUUCUCAAUUAAAAGCGCAAAGUAAGCAACGGCAGGAUCAAUUAUUGACGCAAGCGGAAGAACAUUCAAAAAUACAGAAAAUAGACUUAACUCCAGAUUCAUAUCAGGAACUUCCACAAGGACGACCAACCCUAUCAUUUACGGAAACGUUUCAUCCAGAUUCAGCUCAGAAACUUCAACAAGGACGACCAACUCUAUCAUAUACGGAAAUGGUUCAUCCAGAUUCACAAUCCAUGGAGCAAGAUGACAGCUUCAAUGAGUUGCUAAAGACUCAUCAGAACAAAUUUGAUCGAUCUAGUGGAAAAAUCGAACUUCUACUACACGAUCCAGACAGAGAUGCCAGGAUCAGAUUAGCCGAACAAAUUAAACAAGACAGCGAAAGGAACAAACAAAUGAUUGCUCAGAUGUCGGUACCACCACAAGUUAUUGUCAUUUCUGAUAAGAGAUCUAAUCCCUUGAGAAAGAUCAAACAUGGAUUUGGUAAAGUAGUGAAUUAUGUGGGUGAUGUGUUUCAUGGUCCUGAGUCGUAUCAUUCUCCUGCUCCUGAUGGUAAUGAACAAGGUUGCCCUUCAUAUCCCAAUUCACCUCUUUCUCCUCAUCCUUACGAUCCUCGUUCAUGUGGACACAAAAAUAAGUGA